AUGAUCAAGUUAUUAUUCUUUGUGUUUUGGUUGUUAAAUAGCCAUGAUAGUCAUAGAGUUAAUGCUAUUCACAUAGAUGAUUUGGAGAUAGAAAGACAAUUGCAAUUUCUUAACAAACCCUCACGCAAGAGUAUUCAAACAGAAUUUGGAUAUAUUGUUGAUUGCGUUGAUAUUUAUAAACAACCAGCUUUUGAUCAUCCUUUAUUAAAAAACCACAAAUUACAGAGAAAACCUAGUUUCCAAAAUUCAUUUAGAAAAACAAGUGUGAAUAAUUCAUCAAAUAAACUCAUAUUUGGACUUCAAAAAGAAAAAUGCCCAAUGGAAACUGUUCCCAUUAGGAGAACAACAAAAGAUGAUCUCAUUCAAGGAAAAUCAUUAUUGUAUAUCUAUAAUCAAAGUUUGGUUCAAGAUAAUCCCGGUGUUCAUAUGGCAGAACUAUAUGUGAUAGAAGAAAUGGGUCCUUUUUAUCAAGUUAAGGGGAUAAGCAGUGUUUAUAAUCCAAGAGUUCUUAAGAAAAAUGUAAAUCAAGUAAGCAUUUCUCAUAUAUGGGUUGAGAACGAUCACCGCACUAACAAAAUCGCAUUUGGAUGGCAGGUGGCUCCAGAACUGUAUGGUCGUGACACUGGAACUCAUCUCUUUUCAAUAUGGACAACGGAUAAUUUCAACCAUACAGGAUGCUACAAUCAACAAUGUCGAGGCUUUGUCCAAACUAAUCGAGAUGAGUUCCUCGGUUCACGCUUGUCCAAGACAUCUGUCUACGGAGGAACGACAGUGGAGAUUUCAAUUUCGAUUACUGUGGUCGAGUUCGGAAUCAACUACGUAGUACUUUUAGUGUGAAAUGUUAAGAAUGAUGUUAUGUA
This is a messenger RNA of Vigna umbellata (rice bean), 860 nucleotides long. Its product is annotated as protein neprosin-like. The record is from RefSeq and is a predicted model, not a curated record. NCBI's taxonomy places the organism in Eukaryota, Viridiplantae, Streptophyta, Magnoliopsida, Fabales, Fabaceae.